AGAAUCUGAAAUCAACCUCUCCCAAUUCCUCUCUGCUGUCGAACCAAGGAAAAAUUGGAGGGCAUCUGACCAAGUUAUUCGACGAUUAUCUAAACCUCAACUAGAAGAAGCAGCGACAGCAGCAACCGGCGACUCCUAUUGCUACCAGGUCCCUCUUUUCUAGUUCCUCAAAUUGCUUUUGCAGAAAUGGAUACUGUUGGAAUAUUGGUAUUCUACAACGGAAGCUGGGUUCACAAGGAUAACAUUGAGAGUUAUGAAGGUGGUGAGGCUAAAGGCAUAAUAGUAUCACAGAACGUAACAUUUUCUGAGCUUGUUGACCUCAUUUAUAAGAUCAUGAAUGCAGAUCGCAACAAAUACAUUGUCACAUUGAAGUAUUCUGUUCCUCUAUCAUCAUCUGCCUAUAAGCGCCUAAAGGUUGAAGAUAAUGAUGACGUUCAAUAUUUUCUGAAAUACAACACGGAGUUAUGACCUCUAAAGUAACCCUUUUAUUAGCAACCCUCAAAAUUAUAGAAGGACAUGGUAUUCAAGGCUGCAAUGGCAUUGUAAGCAUUAGGAGUAGCAAUCCUCCCCCUGCAGUUGUUGUGAGAGAUAGGAAUGAGGUAAUUGGGGAUAGUGGAACUGAAAAUAGUGUAACUGGUUUUAAUUGGAAAGAUGGGUUGAAGAUGUUAAUUUUGAAUGUGUCGAAAACAUAGUUGCAGAUUUUUAUGUACCUAGCAACGAAGAGGAAGCAUACUCUACUCCAAACGUGCAUCCUCAUCGAGAAAGCAAUUUCCAAGCCUCCAUGAUGCAAGUUACACAAGUGCAAUCUGAAACUCCGCAACAAUCAAGUUGGACUCAAAUGCAUACAAGCCAGGUUCAUUUGGUGCAUGGCAACCAGACGAGCUUUUCAUUCCCAUAUAUUCAAAUUCAGCAGCAUAGAUCUUCAUCCCAACUUCCCAAAUCGAUGAAGAGACCAGCACACCUUGUGUUCAUCCCAUUCCCAGCCAUUGGCCACAUUGUUUCAACGUUUGAGAUUGCAAAGCAACUCGUUGCUCGAGAUGACCACCUCUUCAUCACAGUCCUCCUCAUCACGAAGCUACCGGCGGUGGAAGACGACCAGCACAAAUACCUCAUCAUUGACAAUACUAGAGAUUCUUCAGUCUCAUCACAACAGCGCAUCAGAUUCGUCAACCUCCCAGAAGAAGCUGGCCCCACCACCGCAUCCUCCUUCUCCGUUGUUGAAGAUCGCAAGCCCCUCAUCAGGGACGCCAUCGCCAAACUCGCCGACUCAAAGGCGACUCGGCUUGCCGGGCUUGUGAUUGACAUGCUCUGCACCGCCAUUGUCGACGUGGCAAACGAGCUUGGGCUUCCUUCUUACAUCUUCUACACCUCCAACGCUGAGUCUCUUGGGUUUAUGCUGGACCUCCAAAGGCUUCGAGACGAGAGUGGCGGAAAGCACGCCGCUGAGUUGAUGGGCCCUGCCGCUGAGCUGGUCGUCCCUUGUUUUGCCUGUCCGGUCCCUGCUAGAGUCUUGCCCGGUAUACUUCUGGACAAGGAGGGUGCUGAAUCUUUCCUCAGCCAUGCUAGACGUUUUAGAGAAACCAAAGGUAUUUUGGUAAACACGUUCUUGGAGCUAGAACCCCAUGCUCUUCGUUCUCUUUCUGAUAGUCAAAGUCAAACUCCGCCGGUGUACCCUGUGGGUCCGCUACUGAAUCUGAAGAGCAAUGAUCUCCCGCAGGGGAGAGGUGGGGACCAUGCUAAUCAAAAGUCUGAUAUCUUCGAUUGGCUCGAUGACCAGCCUACAUCGUCUGUAGUUUUCCUCUGCUUUGGGAGCAUGGGCAGCUUCGUUGAGGCCCAGGUGAGGGAGAUCGCGUGUGCGCUGGAGCGCACUGGGCUCCCGUUCUUGUGGUCCCUACGCCAACCGCCGCAGGAGGGCAAUUGGAUUGCCAUGCCGAAGGACCAUGCGGAUCCCAAGUCGAUGUUGCCCCAAGGGUUCUUGGAUCGAACGGCUGGGAUCGGGAAGGUCAUAGGAUGGGCCCCACAAGUGGCCAUCUUGGCUCAUCGGGCGAUCGGAGGGUUCGUAUCCCAUUGCGGCUGGAACUCCACAUUGGAGAGUCUGUGGUACGAUGUGCCUGUUGGCGCAUGGCCAUUGUACGCAGAGCAACCAUUGAAUGCGUUUGAGCUGGUGAAGGAAUUGGGGCUGGCAGUGGAUAUUAACAUAGAUAAUAAGGACAACCAAGUGGUUGUGAACGCAGAGGAAAUAGAGCGAGGGAUAAGGCACGUGAUGAAGCAUGACAGCGAUAUAAGGGAGAGGGUGAAGGAGAUGAGCCAACAGAGCAAGAAAGCCUUGAUGGAUGGUGGUUCUUCCUACUCUUCCUUGGGACGUUUUAUUGAUCAGAUUUGACUUUUACUAUUCACCGAAGCUCAAGAUCAUAAAUAAAUUGGUGAGAAAUAAAUCCUGUAGGUUUUCUCUGUCAAGAGAAAUGGAAUCAGAAAUAAAUCCUGUAGGUUUUCGCACAUCACGUGAUCCAUCA
Messenger RNA from Prunus dulcis (almond), 2513 nucleotides. Its product is annotated as UDP-glycosyltransferase 71A15-like. The transcript is spliced from 3 exons. The record is from RefSeq and is a predicted model, not a curated record. The coding region runs from base 782 to 2383 and encodes 533 amino acids. Gene Ontology annotation, molecular function: UDP-glycosyltransferase activity. NCBI's taxonomy places the organism in Eukaryota, Viridiplantae, Streptophyta, Magnoliopsida, Rosales, Rosaceae.